Lytechinus pictus (painted urchin) is the source of this 10603-nucleotide messenger RNA. RefSeq lists its product as uncharacterized. Gene Ontology annotation, cellular component: plasma membrane. Gene Ontology annotation, molecular function: G protein-coupled peptide receptor activity; calcium ion binding; protein binding. Gene Ontology annotation, biological process: adenylate cyclase-activating G protein-coupled receptor signaling pathway; hormone-mediated signaling pathway; activation of adenylate cyclase activity. The transcript has 45 exons. NCBI's taxonomy places the organism in Eukaryota, Metazoa, Echinodermata, Echinoidea, Temnopleuroida, Toxopneustidae. The record is from RefSeq and is a predicted model, not a curated record. The coding region runs from base 1 to 7758 and encodes 2585 amino acids.
AUGACUUUAGAAGUUCUUGCUCAAUGGGAUUGCAUCAGUUUGUUAAACCGAGGAGAAUACUACGGGAACACAACUAUAUACUGCGAUAAUUAUGCAUGCGGUGACGAGUGCAACAGCUUUGGUUUUAGUCCCGGUCCGGUAUGUGAUUUCACGGGUUAUGACUUGUUACCUUCGUGCUUCAAUGACUUUGGUGAUCAGGUGACGUGCGACGUACCGCCGUGUCAUGAGCAUGCUGGGUGUUACUCAGUGACCACCAAGGGAUCUGACUAUCGAGGCCAAGCCAGCCAUACCGAGAAUGGUUACCGGUGUCAGCCGUGGAACGACGUCGUAGAGGAGUCCUGGGAUGCUUCAUCUUACCCCGACACAGGUUUAGAAGAUAACUUUUGCCGGAAUCCUAAUGAUCGGGACAGACCAUGGUGCUUCUACGUUGAUCGUGACGGUCAUACCAACUGGACCUACUGUGCUAUAUCACCAUGUAAAACCACCGCUCUCUCUGAGUUUACACGCAUUAAAAACUCGUACAACACCGAUGUACCUGAUCCUCCGGGAAACAAUUGGAAUUCGCUAUACUUCGACGAACACACUUUGGAUGUAGAGGAGAAGUGCGCCCUCUUAUGUCUGGAAGAGACGGAAUUUCCCUGUCGUCAAUUUCACGUAGCCCUUGGGCCUGGUUACUGUGAGUGGUUAGAGUACGGUGAAUACCACCACGGCAACCCGGUCGAUUAUCGAUACGACACGAAGGGAGAUGUAUUUCUAAGAAAAGACACUUAUUGUGACGGAUUUUACCGUGGUGUCACUGCAAGCACAUGCAGUCUACCUCUUGGAAUGGAAUCAAGCUGGAUACCAGAUGCUGACAUCCAGGCAUCCAGUUACCUUGAUGAAGACCACGCCCCAAGCUUUGCUCGUCUCCAUAGUGACUCUUCAUGGAUACCCGACCCAGCCGAUCGCGAACCAUUUAUUCAGGUCAGGUUUCCAGAGCGGAUGAUGAUCACUGGACUCCUGAUACAAGGUGGUGGAGAGAGAGACACCAUGUUUACCUCGCUGUUUCAUCUGACUUUUAGUGUACCUGGAUACGACCGUGUUAUCUUUUAUAAACGAUCAUUAUACGAUAACAGUAUACAGUUCUUUUCAGGAAAUUUAGAGUCUACCUGCGUGGUCCAGGUCCUCUUUGAGAGGCCUAUCUUGACUCAUGAGAUCCAAGUCUGGCCCUAUGUACGAUCUGGUCCUGUUGCUCUUAGAUUAGAGUUCCUCGGGUGUAAAGACAAUGGCUGUGACGAAAGUAUCACAGGUGACUCCAUUCCUGCAGCUUAUUUGGAGGCAUCGAGUUUUGGGCAAUCGGGCGAUUCUGAGGGUGCUUUUCAUUUAAACCCAUUCAGAAGGGGAGAUAUUGGCUGGAUACCCGGGCCACCGUGGAGAGACCCUAACCCGUGGUUACAGGUUACGUUCUUCCGGGGCCAUAAUGUGGUUGGCAUGAUGAGCCGGAAGUGUGCGGAUGAAACUCAAGGGCUCGGAUGGCUGACUGUGCUUGAUCUAGAAUGGGCCUCCUCUGGAAAUACAAUUAUUUCUCAAAAUAACAGCCAAAAACUUUAUAAUCUUGUUCUAAACUACACUGGAGAGGGGUCACUUGCUCGACUGUACUUUGAGGAUGUGAUUUAUGACACCCGUGUUGUUCGAAUAAUUCCUACAGAAUGGGGCGGAGAGUACCAGUGUUUGUCAAUGGUUCUGAUGGGUUGUGACUACAGUGAACAUUCGGAGAGUCUUGAUGACAUAGAUCAUGAGCAACUGAUCACUGACGUAACCUGUCUUGGAUGCAAUACCAAUAGUCUAUCGCAGUGGCGUCUUCACCACUACGCAUCUGAUGGGUCAAGUGGAAUUGCAUUCCCAACACAAACUGAAAAAUGGGUUCAGAUUCAGUUUGGACGGAUGUUCAUUGUCUCGGGGUUAGACACACAAGGAGGAACUGGACUGAAUAUAUCGUUUGUAACCGAUCUUGAGAGUCACAUAGAUGAGUACACCCUCUCCUACCAGACAACCUUCGAUGAGGACGAACAAGGAGCUUGGAGAAAGCUCGUUGAUAUGGGAGGAGAACCUUUGAUCUUUUACGGUCUCAGAGAUCCAUUCGGAGUGACUACCAGCAAGAUUGAUCAACCCUUCUUGGCGGUCCGUCUUCGCAUUCAUCUGCGUCAACGUGAAUACGUAUAUUGGGGCAGGGUGCGCUUCCGAAUACGGGGGACUGAAUUAACUGAUAUCUCUCAGUUGUGCACUGACAAUCAGAUCCUCUUCAGAGGCUACUGCAUCGGGGUGAUUGAAACCGAAGGCGACGGCAUUUGCAACGAUGCCUUCCUACCGGGUAGCUACCCGUUGGCCAUCAAGUCGCAGGACAUCCAGAAUCUCCUCCUGGAGAACCGAGAGCGUUUGCCGGUGGCAAAGGAACUCGUCAUCGGAUUGAGGUCGGAUGUGAAUGGAGUUUACAGCUGGCCAGAUGGCACUCCUGUGCUCUACGACAACUUUGCCCCUUUCACAGUGGCGCCGAUAGGAAAAGAAAAGUGCUCUUUCAUUAAUUUCUUCAACUGUUUUGUUUGGGAGUUAUAUGAUUGCACCCCUUCAGAUCGAUCUACAAUAUGCCAGGGUGAUUUGAACGAAUGUUUGGUCGCUGGUCAUAACUGUGCUCACAACUGUGUCAACGAUGAUGGAGGAUAUCACUGUGAAUGCAGAGAUGACUUCCGACUUCGGGUUGACUUUCAAGAACAUGAAGAAUGUGAAGAUGUAUGUUUCAAUUCAUUUGAUGCUGGCUAUCUUCCAUGGGUGAACCUUCGCACGGGAACCUGCUUUCAUCCAGUCAUUCAGAGCGGAACCUAUGAAGAAGCUGUAGAGAGCUGUCAGCUUAUUUACGGAAGAUUACCUAGUCUACUGGAAGUGAGCCAUUUACAGGACUUCUUCAAUAUCACGGGUGAGUUUCUUUGGGCAGCACCACCUCCCGGCUUUGAAGCACCCAAGACGAACAACCCUCUCUGUUAUGCAGCCGAAUUUCCUGCCGUUGGCAAUAUAUCUGCCGGACUAUCUCCAUGCAACGGGACACUGCAGUUUGCAUGCAUAAGAGACGUCUCCAACACGAAGAUACAGGAUCUCUUGGAUGAUGACGUCAGGAAUAUUACCCUCGAUGUCUCAUUCGGGUACAUUGAAUUGCGUGCCUACUCUCCGUGGUAUUAUACAGGGACCACAAUAUCUAUUACCAUCGUUGGACUUCCCGGACUGCAAACAAGGAUAGAUAUAUUAAACAUGGAAUUGCGGACCUUCAACGAUGGUGUGCUAGGUAACAGAUGCUUGGAUACACUGUCUAUCUACGAUCCCACCACACAAGGCUAUCGUGAAAUAUGUGGACAUCUUCCACCGUUCCGUCUCAUCAUGCCACCUGAUAUCGUAUUAGAGAUAUCGAUAGGAGAGCUCCAGGCGACCAUGGAACCCCUAGGCUUCAGUCUGUACUACGAGAUAGUUGACUGUCGGCGGGAGCAGUGCAUCACGGGAUGCGGAGAGAGCAGUCUGGUAUAUGAAGACGGCAUCCUAGGAACGUCUCCCUUUCCAUCAACCUUCUCACCAUUCAGCGAAUGCCAGGUCCAAGUAUUAGGACCACCAGAUCAAUACAUCGCGAUCAAUUUCACGGACUACAGAAUGAACAUGAUGGGGUCUAUGGACAUGUGCUCUGACCUUCUUGUGCUCACAUCACGAGGUGAUUGGAAUCAACCUAUCGAGAGGGGAUGUACCGUUUUCCCAUCAUUUCUCAUCACAAACACCAGUCAAGUAGAUGUUCGUCUCUCUCUUGGUUUAGAAAUGACUUCAGACGGAUUUCAAGCACAUGUCACCUUUGUUGAUAAGCCCGGAUGUUUUGAGAGCAGCUUAGACCAAUGCAUGUCUACUCCCUACGAGUGUGGUGGAACCUCGGGCAUCAUCCUUUCCCCGAACUACCCAGAACUCACCCGAAGUGUCGAGGUGUGUUCGUGGACCAUCACAACUCCAGUGAAUUCCUACAUCAGGCUCAACAUCACAGACUUCGUCUUCAACCUUGAUUGCCCUCGCCAACGUCUGGAGAUUAUCGAGCAAAAUGCAGAGACAGGGGUGCCCACCCAACUGGCUGUAUUUUGCGGAGAUAAUCCACCAUCGGGGAUCUUGGAGAGUAAUCUGAAUUCUGUAUCUGUUGUGCUAUACCUCGAAAACCGCCUUUUGGGGAUAAGACUGUCGUUAGAGUACGAAGCAGCCUACUUCGAACGGCCCUAUUCCAAUGGAUCAGUUUCAGAGCAACAUUGCCCACCCACUCGAGCAGGUGACGCAAGAGCUUGGGACUAUUUCAACGGGAAUUGCUAUCUAUUCGUCCAACAUCCAAAUGAUCUGACAUGGAUGGCUGCCGAAGACGAAUGCACAACCGUUGCCGAAUCGGGCCAUCUUGUCAGUAUACGAAGUAGGGAAGAGGCGAUGUUUAUCCACUACAUGCUGACGUCACAAUGGCCUGUGCAAGGAAUUGACACGUACAUCGGUUUGGGUAGCAGAACUUAUAGUGGUAUAUUUCAAUGGACGGAUGGAUCCCCGAUGACGUACACCGAUUGGUAUAUUCCACCUUUCCCGCAAGGCCAGCCGGAUAGUGAAAUUAUUCGACCCCUAAACGAGCCUGAUGGAGGUGGACUUGAUGCCUGCACUCAGAUUGAGAUUAAUAGCAUCCGAUCGACUGCCUCCUGGCAUGAUAUCCCUUGUCUGGCUCGAUCCAGUAACCAGUUCAUCUGCAAGGUUCCAGCCAUAUCAAGUAACGCAGAUAUCAGGAGCAUGGUCUCAGUGCAGCCCGAAUACAUAAAUCCAUCCAGUGUUCCUAACUGCCCGACUACGAUGAUUACAUGUGGGACUAGGGAGUGUGUCCAUAGUGUGUAUACAUGUGACCGACAUGAAGAUUGUUCGGAUGGCACCGACGAAAGAAAUUGCCCAGAUAUUACAAGCUGUUCGUCAUCCGAAUUUCAAUGUGAGGAUGGUGAAUGCAUCCCGAUCUCCUUUUAUUGUGACAAUAUAGACAACUGUGAUGAUGGAUCAGAUGAGGAAGAUUGUGCACCUUACACCUGUAAUGAGGGGCAAUUUCGCUGUGAUAACGGCCGGUGUAUAGCGGAUAAUCUAAUAUGUGAUUUGGUGGAUCAUUGCUUUGAUAACUCGGAUGAAACUAGUUGCGGGUCUUCUUCUGAGAACAUCUUCACGUGUUAUAGCGGUGAUGAUCAUCCACUCUCUGUGCAAUGUGAUGGCAUCGUGGACUGUAUUGGAAGUUCUGCAGAAGAUGAACUGUCGACAUGUGAAUACAGACAACUGAACCAUGGAUGUAAUGCUGAUGAAAUCCAAUGUAAUAACGGUGCUUGCGUGAGUAGAGACUCGCAGUGUAUCUAUGAUAUUGAUCCUAGUGCCUACAUCACAGGAUGCCGAGACGUGUCCCAUCUAAGGUUGUGUGAUGACUUUGAAUGCCCGGCCUAUUUCACGAAGUGCCCCGGAUCAUACUGUAUCCCGCUGAGGUUUCGAUGUAACGGUGUCUGGGACUGUGCAAAUGGAGAAGAUGAAAUGGAAUGCAGUAGUUUCGUGUGCCCGACAGGAACAUACAGCUGUAGACGCUCGACAAUUUGCCUUCCACCGAACCAGGUCUGUGAUGGAAUUCGACAUUGUUCCGACGCUGACGAUGAGCAAUUUUGCGGUGUAACAUGCCCAGUUGGUUGUAACUGUACUGGGCUGGUCUUCUCCUGCGAUCGACCAACAACUCAAGAAGAAGAUCCUUCUUACGUUUUCUCCCCGACAGCUAGAAAGAUUUCCAUAAUGUCAGUGCCUCUCAUACUUGGACCAGACGUUCAUACAUUAGACGAAGAUCAGGUGUCAGACGAAGAUCACGUGACACCCUAUUAUUCCUUCAAUCCAGUCGAUCAUCCAUUCCUAGCCGAAUUAGAGCUUGUGGAUGAUAAUAUCGAGACAAUUCCCUCCACUUCAUUCACCCAAAACCAAGAUCUAUACUACUUGUCUCUCCGUCAAAAUCCAAUUCAGUACAUUGAAUUUGGUGCUUUCGCCAACUUGACAAAUCUCCGAGUAUUGGAUAUACGGGAAACAACUAUACCCAGUACCGAUGCCAUCCGAAAAGCUUUACAGGAAAUUCCGUCUCUUGAUAAAGUGUAUGCAGAUAGCUUUGCGUUUUGCUGCAUGUUGGAUCUUCAUCCAGCUGAUGCGUCGGACAGCAGCGGUUGCAUCGCGCCAAUAGACCAGUUUUCAUCGUGCGACGACCUCCUGAAGGAGAACACGCUCCGCGUGGCCAUGUGGAUCCUAGGUAUCAGCGCUCUGGCGGGUAACCUCUGCACUAUUGGUCUCAGAGUAUUCCGUCGGAAGUCGGUCUCGUCCACACGCAUCCAAGCGAAAUUGAUCACCCACUUGGCCGUAUCCGAUCUGCUGAUGGGUGUUUAUAUGUUGAUCAUUGCCAUCGCCGAUCAAUACUACAUGGGGGUUUACGCAAUCAAUGCAGAUAGGUGGAGGGGUAGUGUGGUGUGCCGGAUAGCCGGUCUUAUGUCCACGCUCUCCAGUGAAGUAUCCGUUUUCAUUAUCAUGCUCAUCAGCGUAGAUCGCGUCCUUUGUAUUGUGUUUUCCCGGCAUCACCAUCUACAGUUCUCAAACAAGUCCUCUUCGGUAUGCCUCGCGGUGAUGUGGGCCGCCGCUCUUGUCAUUUCGCUGGUACCAGCCUUCCCCCUGAACUACUUUGGUGAUCGAUUCUACGGCAGGUCCAGCGUAUGUCUAGGGCUCCCUCUUUCGGCGGACAGACCUGAUGGGUGGGAAUACUCCCUUUCUAUAUUCCUGGGGUUGAACCUUGUUUGUUUCCUGAUAACCGCCCUCUGUUAUGUUGCCAUAUUCGUCACUGUUCAUCGGUCGGCCAAAAAAGUGGUGAAGGCUAAAGACACAGGCAGACACGUUAAAAACGGAACUAGUAUGCAGGUCAAAUUGGCAACGCGAAUGGCGAUGAUAGUGGGUACGGAUUUUAUAUGCUGGAUGCCAAUCAUCAUUAUGGGUUUGCUGGCAUCAAGUGGAGCCGUUGAAAUACCACCCGAUGUCUACGCGUGGACAGCCGUCUUUAUCCUCCCACUCAAUUCAUCUCUUAAUCCUUAUCUCUAUACCAUCUCCACCGUUUGGCAACAACGUAAGGCAAAACAGAGACAGAAGGAGUUGAGAGAAUCGGAAGGAACACAAUUAUCUGUUUCCGCAGCUGUGGUUGCAUUACCAGAGAGGGCGCCAUUUAACGGUGUUCCUCAGGAGAAGUACACCCACCUUACCACCGAAUGUAUUCUCACACCUUAUAACGCCCAGAACAUUGCCAGGAAUUUAGUUCCGCUAUCAAAAUACAUCGAAGAUAGAGGACAUCCGCCCUCUGUUGUUGACUCUUCGUUGAUUUUAAGUGAUGUUCGGAGGGCCCUGGCUUACCUCAAAUCGAAGUCUAUCACGAAUUUCUCAAUAACAGAAGAUCGGAUUGCUCUACAAUUGAACUCAAAUGAAGAAGUCGUUCGAGCAUUCCUCGUGAAUUGCGACACGGCCCUGCUCGAAGCAACCUCUUCUCCUAAAACCGACAAGAGAGGGAGUAUUCACAGACAUUUUAUGAAUACUCUCAUGGAAAACAUUAAGGAUUUGAAUACAGCAAAUGGCCAACCAAAUGGACAGGGAUCUUUUAAAACAGGCUCGGCAAGGAAGAGAUCAACGAUAGAAAAUACAAAAUAAUUCUCUGAUGAAUUAUAUAAUUGUCAGUCACUGACAAUGUAUUAAAUAGAUUACAUGGUUUGCGGUCGAUUUCAAAUCUUAUAGACUUAAAAUGAAAAAUAUAUAUAUUAUGCAAUAUGUUUUGAUUGUAAUCCUACGGAAUUUACGAACAUUGAAAUGAAUUGAACAUAAUAUGACAAUUAUGUAACGCUCAAACCUUCUUUGAAUUCGAACGAGGAACAACAUUUUUAUGAUACGGUUCGAAUAUGAAAAUUAGCCAGCCGACGGUAUAUUUUCUCUGCCUAUAUUGCAUGUUAUUAUAUAAUUUUUUUUCAGUCCAGUUUAAUUCAUUUAUUUCAAUUCUAAAUCUUUUUAUAAUAAUUCAUGAAACAUAUGAGCAAAUAGAAUAGAGACAUUCGUUUACAUUAAACAUUAAAAAGAAUAAAAGCUACAAUACAUGAAACUGAAAACCAUUAAUAUCAGUUUGUGAUCGAAAUAGUAAGAAAUCAUAUUUAUUUAAACUUUUUACACCAAGAAUGUAAAGACGGCAUUGACAAAUUAUUUAAUGUUGAAAAUCAUCAUUGCUGAAAGUUAUUUUUACACGAGAGGCAUAUUUUGUACACAUAACUUUGAAAAUCAUCAUUGCUGAAAGUUAUUUUUACACGAGAGGCAUAUUUUGUACACAUAACUUUGAAAAUCAUCAUUGCUGAAAGUUAUUUUUACACGAGAGGCAUAUUUUGUACACAUAACUUUGAAUUACCUGAGUCUUCUUUUUAUCGGAUUUUCAUCAAAUUCUAGCCCUUUGCUUGUCGAAUUUUUACUCUAUUUAUUUUAAUACUUUUUUUAGCAUGUGCACUUUUUAAUAAUGUCUCGUGUUUUUGUUUUGUUUGGAUUUUAUGUGUUGGGGAGUAAAAGAAAAGAUGGCUGAUUCCCAAUGGGGAAAAAUACAGUUUACAUCGUGUAUGGCAAUGUGAACACAUAGACCAACGUUGAUAUUCUGAUCUCGGGCGUGUAUUAAACUCUGGUUCAAAAGUAUUGUUUACUAUGGAUAGCCGAUCGUGGCACAGAUAAUAGUACUAUACUACACUUUUUAUUCAUCAACUCAUUUGACCCUGAUAUCCUUUUUCAAAGUCCGCAAAUGAUAAGUGAACUAUGGCAUAUAAACAGAUAUUUGCAUUUGUUGGCUUCCCGUAGUUUAAGUCAGAGUUAGACCGUGGUUUAAGUAACUUAGACUUAGUUAACUUAAAAUUCAACUGGACUUCAAAAUACGGACCAUAGUCAAGAUAUGCAGGCCAUUACGUCCUAGGCAUGUAGUGAAAUAUUUCAUGCAGGUAAUGUGUUGUUUCGAAAACAUAGUUUUUAUUUCGAUUUCAUCCAUUUACAAGGUCAGAAUAUAUUUCUCUUAAAUAAAGAAAUGUCAUGACAACAGAAAGAGUAUGCAUUUUUGUACCAGUAAAGGAAAAUGUUUUCAGCCUUUUCCUGGUAUAGGAAAUAUCUCAGAUAUUAUAUGUCGGAAACCGUCGGAAGGGAAACGAGCGUAAUGGUUCAAAAUAUUGUCUAAGGAUCACAUUUAAAUAUAUCCUUGCGAAAUCUAAAGACAGUAAAAUACAACUCUUUAAAAGAUUUUUUAUACUGUAAAUAUAUGGGAUCUUUAUAUUAAAUAUCAAGCACAAUUUUAUUAUAUGCACGGAAUUAUGCCUGUGAUCAUUGAUGAAAUUAUUUUUUUUUAUUAAAUUGACAACGAGGCUAUGAAGAAAUUUUCUAUCUAUUUUUAUAGAAUGGUUAUAUAUAUUUUUGUUUCUUGCAAUAUCUUUUCGACAUCUUGUCUUUUUCAUGAUGCUGUAAUGCAUUAUGCCUUGAUAAUCUUUUUCAUAGUGUGUGCGCUGGAAAAUUGCACACUAUUAUCUUUACCAUUUUACAAACAGAUGGUACCCACACGGUACUACGGUUGUACCUUAAUGGUACACAAGAUGUUUUUAUUGGUACCACAGGAAUGAAAGGUGUACCACACACGUUCAAUGGUAUCACUGUGUGAUACUCCUGUGGUACCCGUGGUGUACAAAUGAGUACCACAAAAAUUUCCAAUAUAUUGUUAAUCUUAUCAGCAUUAUUAUUAUUAUUAUAUCAUUACCAUCAUAAAUAGCUACGUCGCAGGCUUGUAAUAGUUUAAGGAGUUUGAAUCUUUUUAUUUUAUCUAUUGAACAUGACUCGAUAAUCAAUUUGUUUAUUACUCAAUGUUUAUUUGACAUUCUUCUCCAUGUAGUAUACAUUGAUGUUAUUCAGGUGAACAAUAUUCAGUAGCCUAUCAUUCAUUUCCUAUAAUUUCAUUUCAUUUUUGUUUAUAUUCUUUCCACUACUUCACUCACUCUUUUAAAAUUUCUUUUUUUCUAUCUCGUUUUUCUCCUUAUUUUUCUUCUUUUUUAUUUUAUGUACGUCAAUGAUUAGACUUGUCUGCCUGUAAUGCAAUUUUACUGCUUUAACUUUCCCCCCUUCUUCAAACCCUCCUCCUAUUUAUCCUUCUACUUCUUUAUCUCUCUCCUUCUACUCCUCCUCUUUCUUCUUUCUCUUCUAUCCUUUUAUUCCUGAAUUUGUAUGUUUAUUCUUUUCCCUUUUUUCCUAUUUCGCCGGCCGUCCAUGCCAUUUACCUAUUUUAUUUCUCCCCGAUCCCGUUACACGAUGAAAAGAGGGUAUUAAUCAUAUCUGCAACAUUUAAUCAAAUAAUUGAGCCAAGGCAACGCUUUUAAUGUGAAGUGGCGUUUUUCUUUCGUUAUUUGUAAUACAAACAGAUGUUCAACAUUUUCGCAAAAGUAUAUUAAGAUACCCCCUGUCUGCACGAUGAAUUUGAAUAAAACAUUUCAGAAAAAGA